AUGCCCCUGUGCAAGGAAGUGGACGAUUCGUUGGUGCACCCACUUCCGCUUACUUGCAACCAAGUGCAGAGUGUGAGCCGUUCCAAGCUUCAGCUGCUGGGUGUGUCGGCCAUCUUUGUUGCCGGCAAGUUUGAGGAGAUGAUGCCGCCCACACUUGGAGACAUGAUCUACGUCACCGAUGGUGCUUACCAGAGCAAGGAAGUGCUGCGCAUGGAGCAACAGAUCCUUCGCACACUCGACUGGUCCCUGGGGCGACCCUUGCCCCUACACUUCCUGCGCCGAAACUCCAAGGCAGCACAGGCUGACAUUGUGGAGCACAACCUGGCCAAGUUGGUGCUGGAGCUGUGUCUGCUGGACUACCCCAUGGCAUGGGUGCGGCCCUCGGAGCAGGCUGCUGCGGCCCUCUGCCUCUCCCUGCGGUUGUUUGACCGGGAGGACCAGCACAGGUGGGGUGCCCUGAUGUCACACUAUGGGCGCUACACUGAGGAGGCCCUGCAGCCCACCAUCAAGCGUAUGGCGGGACUUCUCCUCGAUGCACCAAAAAGCACCCACAAGGCCCCAUACGAGAAGUACAAGCACAGCCGGCUGGAACGUGUGAGCACGCUGAUCGUUUCCCAUGCUGCCAAGCUCCGCGAGAUGGCUGGCCGGCCUUGAGGAUUUUAGUGAACACCUUUAUUUUUUACGCAGCUUCACAUUGCCUGUGAAAUGACAAACCGUGCCUGUUAGCACUACCACAUCAGACUGUCUGCCAUUGAGUGUACAGCAUCUUGCACAUUUUUUUUAUCACCUGACCAGCUGAUUGUUUGCGUCUGUUUAGGGCAAGCAAGACUGCAAACGUCAUGUGUUGUGUAAUGUAGUCGUGUGCAACACCUCAUGGCUGUAUGACAGAUAUUGCUGAAGGUUCCCUCACUUGCUGCAGAAACCUCUACGAGUUACACUGCCAAAUGCUAACGUUCAGUGUGGGUCUCAUUUUGGGGGAGGGGAGUCGUUUGUGGUUGAUAUGGAUACUUUUAUUUUAUACAGCUUCACAUUGCCUGUGCAGGAAUUGGCAAAGCCUGUGAAAUGACAAACUGCGCCUGCUAGCACUACCGCAUCAGACUGUCUGCCAUUGAGUGUACAGCAUCUUGCACGUUUUUAUCACCUGACUGCAUCAAAACUAUGAACAUUGCCAAUAAAGUCUGCUGCAGCUGA
This is a messenger RNA of Dermacentor silvarum, 1191 nucleotides long. RefSeq names its product G2/mitotic-specific cyclin-B2-like. Gene Ontology annotation, cellular component: nucleus; cyclin-dependent protein kinase holoenzyme complex; cytoplasm. Gene Ontology annotation, molecular function: cyclin-dependent protein serine/threonine kinase regulator activity. Gene Ontology annotation, biological process: mitotic cell cycle phase transition; regulation of cyclin-dependent protein serine/threonine kinase activity. Lineage: Eukaryota; Metazoa; Arthropoda; Arachnida; Ixodida; Ixodidae. The transcript has 5 exons. The record is from RefSeq and is a predicted model, not a curated record. Bases 1 to 654 code for a protein of 217 amino acids.